AGAAUUUCAUUCUUGCUCCAGCUCUUAAAUAGACCGGAUCAGUAUUAAUAUUCUACUUUAAAAUGAUUGCCGAAUACAUGCGGCAUGGCAAUACCAUCGAGAAUCGCGAGAAGAGAUCGUUUACUGGCGCUGCCGUCAACCUGAGAAAACUAUUGAAGUCAGUGAAACGUAUUUUCGCAACUUCGAGGACAGCAUUACCGUCGGAGGAGCACUUCUCUGAAUCGACUGCGAGUAGUAUUCUUACAGAGGAAGAGCUUCAGAAUUGGCUGAACGAGCAAAUCGAAUCAAAAUAGGGUCUACUUCUUUCAUGGAGCUCUAAUCGAUAUCCUUAUAUGUGAUGGGACUUGUGUUCCGACAGGAUUCCAAUCUCGGCAAAUGGCUUUAAAUUCUUUCUGUGAUAACUCAUAAUUUAGAAUAUUAACAAAAUCGGGAGUCAACAUAAAAUUAAAAAGCCUAAACAAAGUACAAAAAAUAAUUACAAUAGUAUCAACAACCCGAUGAGGGUAUUUUACUUGCCAGUCCAGCCAGCUAUGCCCACGUUUCACAGCCAAAUAUAGUCAGAUAUAUUACUGAGACUAUGAAAAAAAGUGUUAGAAAGAAAACUUAAA
Drosophila mojavensis is the source of this 608-nucleotide messenger RNA. RefSeq lists its product as uncharacterized. NCBI's taxonomy places the organism in Eukaryota, Metazoa, Arthropoda, Insecta, Diptera, Drosophilidae. Bases 63 to 293 code for a protein of 76 amino acids. The record is from RefSeq and is a predicted model, not a curated record. The transcript has 2 exons.